Molecule: messenger RNA, 15416 nt
Organism: Drosophila simulans
Lineage: Eukaryota; Metazoa; Arthropoda; Insecta; Diptera; Drosophilidae
Gene: trol
Product: basement membrane-specific heparan sulfate proteoglycan core protein
Exons: 52
Coding region: 243-14720 (4825 amino acids)
Cellular component (GO): plasma membrane
Molecular function (GO): protein binding
Source: RefSeq, a predicted model, not a curated record
GUCUUCGGGCGACGCCGGCAGAGCAGAGGCAGCGAUGGGAAUCGCAGCAACGGUUCUUAGACAUUAGGUUGCGCGCCAUCGUUCCAGGCGGUCGCACAUUCCACGUGCCAUAGCCGUAACCACAACCUGCCAGCCGUUUAAAGCCAAACUAAAAAACGAACCGAAACUGCCUUCACAAAGUACCUAAACCAAACGUAAAUAGCUGCCAAAAGAAACCAAAACCGCCGUUCCCCGGAAAAGAGAUGAUGGGAUCGCCGGGAUCCCAAGCGUCCGCGAUCGCGACCUCGGUCGGAAUCAGAAGCGGGCGGCGGGGUCAAGCGGGUGUGUCGCUGCUCCUGCGCCUCCUUGCCGUGACCUUCGUGCUCGCCGCCUGCCACGCACCGCUGACCAAUGCCAAGCAAAUCUCAAAUCUUGACGAUGACCAAGAUUUUAUGCUGGCGGAUGAUGUGUCGCUGCAGGGCAUCAACGAUUCCGAGUGGCAGCCCACGGGUGAUGACAUUGACGACGGCCUUCUGGACGACGUCGAUGAGACACUGCAGCCCAUGGAGACCAAGUCCGAGGAGGAGGACUUGCCCACUGGCAACUGGUUCAGCCAGAGUGUCCACCGCGUUCGCCGUUCCAUAAACCGUCUAUUUGGUGCCGAUGACAAUCAGGAGCGGGAACGACGACGACAGCGUGAGCGGUCGCAAAGGACUCGCGAUGCGAUUAACCGGCAAAAGGAACUGCGCCGCAAACAAAAGGAGAACCAGAACCACUUGAAGCAAAUGCGAAUUGAGCGACAGCUGGAGAAGCAACGCCUGGCCAAACGGGCCAAUCAUGUUGUCUUCAACCGCGCCACCGAACCCCGCAAGCGGGCAUCGGACCUUUACGACGAGAACGAGGCAUCCGGCUACCACGAGGAGGACACCACUCUCUAUCGUACCUACUUCGUCGUCAACGAACCUUAUACCAACGAAUACAGAGAUCGGGAAAGCGAACAGUUCCAGAACCUGCAAAAAUUCCUGGACAAUGAUCUGCGCAACUUCUUCCACAGCAACUACGAAGGCAACGAUGACGAGGAGCAGGAAAUUCGCAGCACCCUGGAGCGCGUUGAACCCACUAAUGAUAACUUCAAAGUUCGCGUGCAACUCAGAAUAGAGCUGCCCAAUUCGGUCAACGACUUCGGCAGCAAGUUGCAGAAGCAACUGAAUGUCUAUAAUCGUAUCGAUCAAUUGGGCGCCGCUACCGAUGGCAUCUUUUCCUUCACUGAAUCUAAUGGGACAGAAGAACCACUUCAACAUUUUAAUGUGGGCUCUGCGGAACAACCUACGAUUUACUUCAAAGGGCCAGCUACAGGACACGAAGAUUUUGAAAGAAAGCCAACCACCGAAGCCCAAGAUAUCGAGGAUGAGCCAAUCGAUGUUACGUUGACACCGGAAGAGGUUGAGGGCUCUGGUAGCGAUGACUCCAGCUGUCGUGGAGACGCCACCUACACCUGUAUGCGGAGCGGAAAAAUCAUUUGCGAUGAAAUGCGAUGCGAUAGAGAGAUCCAAUGUCCCGAUGGCGAGGACGAAGAGUUCUGCACCUAUCCAAAUGUUUGUACUGAAGAUCAGUUCAAGUGCGACGAUAAGUGUCUGGAGCUCAGAAGACGUUGCGACGGAACAAUCGAUUGUCUGGAUCAGACCGACGAGGCUGGCUGCAUUAAUGAGCAGCCUGAUGCGGAGCCUGAACCUGAACCAGAGCCUGAACCUGAACCAGAGCCCGAACCCGAACCUGAACCUGAACCAGAACCUGAACCCCAAGUCCCGGAAGCCAAUGAGUGCCAGGCCAACGAGUUUAGAUGCAAUAAUGGCGACUGCAUCGAUGCCAGAAAGCGAUGCAACAACGUUUCGGAUUGCAGCGAAGGCGAGGACGAGAACGAGGAGUGCCCCGCCGCCUGCAGCGGAAUGGAGUACCAAUGUCGCGACGGCACGCGCUGUAUCAGUGUGAGUCAGCAAUGCGACGGUCACUCCGAUUGCAGUGACGGCGACGACGAGGAGCAUUGCGACGGAAGUGGCUAUGAUAGCGAGGAAUGUCGCUUUGAUGAGUUCCAUUGCGGGACUGGUGAGUGCAUACCAAUGCGUCAGGUGUGCGAUAAUAUCUACGAUUGCAACGAUUAUUCCGAUGAGGUUAACUGCGUCGAAGACGAAGAGGAGGAUAGGGUGGGCAUACCCAUUGGCCACCAGCCGCGGAGGCCAGCGUCCAAGCACGACGAUUGGCUGCACGAAAUGGACGCGAGCGAGUACCAGGUGUACCAGCCGAGUAAUGUCUAUGAGAAGGCCAAUUCUCAAAAUCCAUGUGCAAGCAACCAAUUCCGCUGCACCACCUCGAAUGUUUGCAUCCCGCUGCACUUGCGGUGCGAUGGCUUCUAUCACUGCAAUGAUAUGAGCGACGAGAAGUCCUGCGAGCAGUAUCAGCGUCACACCACGACUCGACGCCCCUUGACCGCGGCCACGCCCCCCUCCAGAUUCACCACCCAGGGCCCGGGUCUUCUGGAGCGUCGCAAUACCACCAGAGCCACCGAAGCAUCGCGAUGGCCAUGGGCAACGAAAACGACAACAAUCGCGACCACGACUUCUAACCCAAUAACAACAGUUGGCGUAGCGAACAGCUCACCCCAGACAUGCCUCGAAAACAUCGAAUUCGCGUGCCACAAUCGCGAUUGCAUUUCGAUUGAGAGCGUCUGCGAUGGCAUCCCCGACUGCGGACGCAAUGAAGACGAGGACGACGCUCUGUGCAAGUGCAGCGGCGACAAGUACAAAUGCCAGCGCGGCGGAGGCUGCAUUCCGAAAUCCCAGGUGUGCGAUGGCAAACCUCAAUGCCACGACCGCAGCGAUGAGAGUGCAUGUCACCUCCAGGGAAGGUUGAAUAAGACUCGUUUGGGAGUCAAGUGCCUGGAGAGCCAGUAUCAAUGUGGCGAUGGAAGCUGCAUCUCCGGCUACAAGCGCUGCAAUGGCAUCCACGAUUGCGCCGAUGCAUCCGACGAGUACAACUGCAUCUAUGACUACGAAGACACCUACGACACCGACCCGAACAACAAUCCAUUGAAUGAAUGUGAUAUCCUUGAGUUUGAAUGUGACUACAGUCGGUGUUUGCCGCUAGAGAAGAAAUGCGAUGGCUACGCAGACUGCGAAGACAUGAGCGACGAGCUCGAAUGUCAGUCGUACACAGACCAUUGUCUAGAGUCUGAGUUCGAAUGCGAUAGCUACUGCCUGCCCCGCGAUCAGUUGUGCAACGGAAAUCCCAAUUGCCAAGAUGGCAGCGACGAGCGCAACUGCACCUUCUGCCGGGAAGACGCCUACCUUUGCAACACCGGCGAGUGCGUGGCCGAUAGUCAGAGAUGCAACGGCAUCGCCGAUUGCGCCGACGGCAGCGACGAGCGUCACUGCGCAAGGAUAUAUUGUCCACCUAACAAGCUAGCCUGCAAUGGCACUUGCGUCAGUCGGAGAAUAAGGUGUGAUGGCAUCCGCGAUUGCCUCGAUGGCUAUGACGAGAUGUACUGUCCGGAGACCAACAACCACUAUCCCACACAAAAUGUGAAUGUUGUUCGACCAAAACUGGGCCCCAAUCCUAUACCAAAAUCCUGCCGCCCCCACGAAUGGCAGUGUGCGAAUCUCGAGUGCAUCGAUCACAGUUUGCAGUGCAAUGACUUUAAGGAUUGCUCCGAUGGAUCCGAUGAGGACCUCAGCAUUUGCUUUGGCACCGCCACCACCCGACUCAAGCCCAGCGACUGCAGUCCGGACCAGUUCUUCUGCGAUGAGUCGUGCUACAAUCGCUCCGUUCGAUGCAAUGGGCACGUGGAAUGCUCGGAUGGCAGUGAUGAGGUGGGCUGUUCACUGCCAUGUCCGCAGCACCAGUGUCCCAGUGGCCGGUGUUAUACGGAAAGUGAACGAUGCGACCGGCACAGACACUGCGAGGACGGCUCCGAUGAGGCCAACUGUACCGCCAUCUUGUGCAAGGAUAACGAGUUCCUCUGCUUCGAUCGUCAGUUUUGCAUAAAUGCAACGCAGCAAUGUGAUGGCUUCUACGACUGCCGAGAUUUUUCCGACGAGCAGAACUGCAUUGGCUGUUACGCAAACCAAUUCCGCUGCGACAAUGGUGACUGCGUUUCCGGAUCCGCUCCCUGCAACGGAUAUUCCGAGUGCAGUGACCACUCCGAUGAGAUCCACUGUGGCGAAACCCCGAAGUGUAUGCCCAACCAAUUCCGCUGCAACAGUGGCCAGUGCGUGAGCUCCUCAGUGCGAUGCAACGGACGAACCGAUUGCCGCGAUAGCUCCGACGAGCAAAAUUGCGGUCAUCGUCAUACAGAGGUCAGUCAGGGCCUGGGAACCACUGGAGUUUUCACCACCUCCACGACCAGCACCACUGCCAUGACGCCACUGAGAAUCAUCUGCCCGCCAACCUCAUUUAAAUGCGAAAACGGUCCCUGCAUUUCGCUGGGUCUCAAAUGCAAUGGACGCGUUGAUUGUCCAUAUGAUGGUAGCGAUGAGGCGGAUUGUGGUCAAAUCAGCAACGAUAUCGAUCCCGCCGACAACAGCAAUGAUCGCAAAUCAAACCAACUGAAUCUCAAGACCUAUCCCGACAGCCAGAUCAUCAAGGAGAGAUAUAUUAGGGAGGGUCGCGAGGUCAUCUUCCGUUGCCGAGAUGAAGGACCCGCCCGCGCCAAGGUCAAAUGGUCCCGCCCAGGCGGACGACCUCUGCCACCUGGCUUCACCGAUCGGAACGGCCGCCUGGAGAUUCCCAAUAUCAGGGUCGAGGAUGCCGGUACUUAUGUUUGCGAGGCUGUGGGCUAUGCCAACUAUAUUCCCGGCCAGCAGGUCACCGUCAACCUCAACGUCGAGCGCUCCUGGGGCGAAAAUAAGUACGAGGAGCUACGUUCCAAUCGCAUACGAUACGGAACUGUGCCGCACAUCGAUCUAGAGUUCUUCGGACUAGCCUGCACGGAAUAUCAGGCCACCUGCAUGAACGGCGAGUGUAUUGACAAGUCGUCCAUCUGUGACGGAAAUCCGGACUGUUCGGACGCCUCCGAUGAGCAAAGCUGCAGCUUGGGUCUCAAGUGCCAGCCCAACCAGUUCCUGUGCUCGAACUCCAAGUGCGUGGACCGCACCUGGCGAUGCGAUGGCGAGAAUGACUGCGGAGAUAAUUCCGAUGAGACCUCCUGCGAUCCGGAGCCAAGUGGCGCUCCCUGCCGCUAUAAUGAAUUCCAGUGUCGCAGUGGUCAUUGUAUACCCAAGAGCUUCCAGUGCGACAAUGUUCCUGAUUGCACGGACGGUUCCGAUGAAGUUGGAUGCAUGGCACCAUUGCCAAUCCGCCCUCCACCCCAAUCUGUUUCCCUGUUGGAGUACGAGGUGCUCGAGCUUACGUGUGUGGCCACCGGAACCCCCAUUCCCACAAUCGUGUGGCGUCUGAACUGGGGUCAUGUGCCCGAUAAGUGCGAGUCAAAGAGCUACGGUGGAACCGGAACACUUCGUUGUCCGGACAUGAGGCCGCAGGACAGUGGAGCUUACUCGUGCGAAAUUAUUAACACACGCGGCACCCACUUUGUGAACCCGGACACCAUUGUUACCGUUAGUCCCGUGCGUACAGAUGUGUGCGAGGCUGGAUUCUUCAAUAUGUUAGCCCGCAAAGCGGAGGAGUGCGUCCAGUGCUUCUGCUUCGGAGUAGCUAAGGCCUGCGACAGUGCCAACUUAUUUACGUAUGCCAUCCACCCGCCGAUCCUUUCACACCGCGUUGUCAGUGUUGAGCUGAGUCCACUUCGACAGAUUGUGAUCAAUGAGGCAGCCCCUGGCCAGGACCUGCUCACACUGCUCCAUGGCGUUCAGUUCAGGGCCACCAAUGUUCACUUCAGCGGUCGGGAGACGCCUUAUUUGGCCUUGCCCGCGGAGUACAUGGGCAACCAGCUCAAGUCUUAUGGCGGAAAUCUACGCUACGAGGUUAACUACCGAGGCAGCGGAAGACCCGUCAACGGUCCAGAUGUAAUAAUCACUGGCAAUCGCUUUACACUUACUUAUCGAGUUCGCACUCAGCCGGGUCAAAACAACAGAGUGAGCAUUCCAUUCGUGCCAGGAGGUUGGCAAAAGCCCGAUGGUCGCAAGGCGUCGCGUGAGGAGAUCAUGAUGAUUCUGGCCAAUGUUGACAAUAUCCUGAUCCGACUCGGAUACCUGGAUAGCACCGCUCGCGAAGUGGAUCUUAUAAAUAUUGCCUUGGACUCGGCAGGCACUGCCGAUAAGGGACUGGGUAGUGCGUCUCUCGUGGAGAAGUGCUCGUGCCCACCUGGUUAUGUUGGUGAUUCGUGUGAGUCCUGUGCCUCCGGUUAUGUGAGACAGCCCGGUGGACCUUGGUUGGGUCACUGUGUGCCGUUCAUCCCUGAACCUUGCCCAUCCGGAACCUAUGGAGAUCCCCGCCGUGGUGUGCCCUGCAAGGAGUGUCCUUGUCCACUAACCGGCAGCAAUAACUUUGCCAGCGGCUGUCAACAAAGUCCUGAUGGCGACGUGGUUUGCCGAUGUAAUGAGGGCUACACAGGCAGGCGGUGCGAACAGUGCGCCGCCGGAUACCAGGGCAAUCCUUUGGCUCCGGGAGGAAUUUGCCGCAGAAUACCCGAUACUUCAUGCAACGUGGAUGGUACGUACUCCGUUCAUUCCAAUGGAACCUGCCAGUGCAAGGACAGCGUAAUUGGCGAACAGUGCGACACUUGCAAAUCAAAGAGUUUCCACCUCAAUUCGUUCACCUAUACCGGUUGCAUCGAGUGCUUCUGCAGCGGAGUGGGCUUGGACUGCGAUAGCAGCACGUGGUCUCGCGAUCAAGUAACGAGCACGUUCGGAAGAUCACGCGUCGAUCACGGAUUUGCUUUGGUUACUAACUAUAUGCAACCUACGCCAGACACCGUACCUGUCUCAAUGGCCGGAGAACCCAAUGCGUUAAGCUUUAUAGGAUCGGCUGAGCAAUCUGGAAAUACGCUCUACUGGAGUCUGCCAGCCGCCUUUUUGGGAAACAAACUUUCUUCAUAUGGAGGCAAGCUGACUUACACCCUAAGUUACAGUCCGCUGCCCAACGGCAUUAUGUCCCGGAACAGUGCCCCCGAUGUGGUGAUCAAGAGUGGCGAGGAUCUAAGGCUCAUCCAUUAUAGGAAAUCCCAGGUUGUCCCCAGUGUGGCCAACACCUAUUCCGUGGAAAUCAAGGAAAGUGCCUGGCAGCGCGGCGACGAAGUGGUGGCCAACCGUGAGCACGUUCUGAUGGCACUUAGCGAUAUUACGGCCAUCUACAUAAAGGCCACAUACACCACUAGCACCAAGGAGGCCUCAUUGCGACAGGUGACUUUGGACGUUGCCACUCCCACGAACCUUGGCACUCCCCGUGCCGUCGAAGUUGAACAGUGCCGCUGUCCAGAAGGCUAUUUGGGUCUUUCUUGUGAGCAGUGCGCUCCUGGCUAUGCCCGCGAUCCGGAGGGCGGAAUCUAUCUGGGACUCUGCAGGCCUUGUGAGUGCAAUGGACAUUCCAAAUAUUGCAACAGCGAUACCGGCGACUGCGAAGAAUGUGCUAACAACACUGAAGGACCUAGCUGUGAGCGAUGCAAAGCUGGAUAUGUGGGUGAUGCCACCCGUGGAACAAUUUACGACUGCCACCUCGAUGAAGACUACCCGAUGCCGAUUGAUCCGGAACCCGGCAACCAGACUUUGCAAUGCACAGCCUAUUGCCAAAUAGAGGGCAUCUAUGAUUGCCGCGGCAACGACUGCCUGUGCAAGAGGAACGUGAUUGGUGAUCGAUGCGACCAAUGCCGCCCUGGAACCUAUGGACUGUCAGCUCAAAAUCAGGAUGGCUGCAAAGAGUGCUACUGCUCUGGGUUGGCCAGCCAGUGUCGUUCGGCAGCUCUCUACCGCCAGCUAAUACCGGUGGACUUUAUUCUUAACGCACCAUUAAUCACAGACGAAAACGGACUUGUCCAGGACACGGAGAACUUAAUUCCCGACAUAUCUAGGAAUAUGUACACCUACGCGCACCCCUCCUAUCUGCCCAAGUACUGGAGUCUUAGGGGAAGUGUGCUGGGCAACCAGCUAUACUCGUACGGUGGCCGCCUGGCGUACAGUCUAAUAGUGGAGUCACAUGGCAACUAUGAGCGUGGCCACGACGUCGUGCUUAUUGGCAAUGGACUGAAGCUCAUCUGGUCGCGACCCGAGGGAAAUGAGAAUCAGGAGGAAUACAAUGUCCAACUGCACGAGGACGAGCAAUGGACCCGCCAGGAUCGCGAAUCGGCACGACCGGCUUCUCGGUCUGAUUUCAUGACUGUGCUGUCGGAUCUGCAGCACAUCCUGAUCCGAGCCACACCCAAAGUGCCCACACAACGUACUUCGAUCGGCAAUGUCAUUCUGGAGAGUGCGGUGACCACAAAGACGCCAGGAGCAACGCAUGCUUCCGACAUCGAGUUGUGCCAGUGCCCAUCCGGAUACACGGGCACCUCCUGUGAAUCCUGCGCACCUCUCCACUACCGCGAUGCCAGCGGCGCUUGCAGCAUGUGUCCUUGUGACGCUUCCAACACGGAGUCGUGUGACUUGGUCAGUGGCGGAUACGUUGAAUGUCGUUGCAAGCCACGUUGGAAGGGCGAUCGGUGUCGCGAGAUCGACACAUCGCCCAUUAUCGAAGAACCGCCCCAGAUAUGUGAUUUAAGCAGGGGAUUCUGUUGCAGCGGCUUUCAGUUCGAUAUCGCACCGAAUGAGACAAUCUCGUUCAAUGACACACUGCAGAUAUAUAAGGGCAACAGAAUCAUAGGAAAUAUGACCAAGCUGCGCUACGGCUGUCCAUCGCGAGACACCAGCGAUCCAACGGAUAACAGUACCGACGAUCCCGUGCUCACCCAGAUUAUCGUGUCGAUUCAAAAGCCUGAGAUCACCAUUGUGCCAGUGGGCGGUUCCAUGACCCUCAGCUGUAGCGGUCGAAUGCGUUGGAGCAAUAGUCCAGUUAUUGUGAACUGGUACAAGGAGAACAGCCGUCUGCCAGAGAAUAUUGAAGUCCAAGGCGGAAAUCUGUAUCUGUACGACCUACAGAUCAGCGAUUCUGGAGUCUACAUCUGCCAGGCCGUCAACAAUGAAACCGCCAGCGUGUUUAAGGACACUGUAUCCAUUACCAUAACCAGAUAUGCCCAGGAAAUGCUGGCACGCUACGAGAAGGACCAGCUCUCACCGGCUGAGAUUGUGAAUUUACCGAGCCACGUUACAUUUGAGGAAUACGUGAGCAAUGAGAUCAUCUGCGAAGUACUUGGCAACCCAGCACCCAGAGUCACCUGGGCGCGAGUGGAUGGCCAUGCGGAUGCCCAAAGUACCCGGACAUACGACAACCGCUUGAUCUUCGACUCGCCAAGGAAGUCGGACGAAGGUCGCUAUCGCUGCCAGGCGGAAAAUGAACAGAACCGCGAUGAGAAGUACGUGAUCGUCUAUGUCCAGAGCAAUCCGCCCCAGCCGCCGCCGCAACAGGAUCGCUUGUACAUCACACCGGAGGAGAUUAAUGGCCUGGCCGGCGAGACCUUCCAGCUGAACUGCCAAUUCACAAGUGUUGCCUCUCUGCGCUACGAUUGGUCGCACAAUGGUCGCUCCUUGUCCUCUUCGCCCGCGCGAAAUGUUCAGAUCCGAGGCAACACCCUGGAAGUUCGCGAAGCCAGCGAAAGCGAUUCCGGCAUCUACACCUGUGUGGCCUACGACGUCCGCACCCGCCGCAACUUCACCGAGAGCGCCCGUGUUAACAUCGACCGACGCGAGGAACAACCAUUUGGCAACAAACCGGUCAUCGAGAGCUUGGAGCAGAAUAUCCUGAUCAUCCAGGGCGAGGACUAUAGCAUCACCUGCGAGGCGAGUGGAUCGCCAUAUCCAUCGAUCAAGUGGGCCAAGGUGCACGACUUCAUGCCCGAAAAUGUGCACAUCAGUGGCAACGUGCUGACCAUCUAUGGAGCACGAUUCGAGAAUCGUGGUGUCUACUCCUGCGUUGCCGAAAAUGACCACGGAUCCGAUUUGUCCAGCACAAGUAUCGACAUUGAACUGCACAAGAGUGGAGUUGGUAAUAAGACAGGUCCGCACAGUCUGAUCCUAAUACUAAUUGGUGCCACCACUGUGGUUUACUUGCUUGCAGCCCGGGAGCGGCCGAGUGUAAAGAUUGUAUCGGCGCCCCUGCAAACAUUUUCGGUUGGCGCUCAGGCAUCCCUCUACUGCAGGGUAGAGGGAAUUCCCGAUCCGACCAUCGAAUGGGUUCGUGUGGACGGCCAACCGCUGUCGCCGCGUCACAAGAGCCAGUCACCCGGCUACAUGCUGAUCGACGAUAUCCAGCUCGAGGACAGCGGCAACUACGAGUGUCGCGCAAAGAACAUAGUUGGCGAGGCGACCGGCGUGGCCACCAUUACCGUCCAGGAGCCAACUCUCGUCCAGAUAUUGCCCGACAACAGGGACAUUAGGCUCACGGAGGGCGAUGAACUCUCACUGACCUGCGUGGGCAGCGGCGUCCCAAGCCCGGAAGUCGAAUGGGUUAAUGAAAUGGAGUUGAAACGGGAUCUCUACAGCCCCCCGAGCAAUGAAGCGAUCCUGAAGAUAUAUCGAGUGACCAAGGCGGAUGCAGGCAUAUACACCUGCCAUGGCAAAAAUGAGGCGGGUAGCGAUGAAGCUUACGUUCGCGUGGAGGUCAAGGAACGGCGCGGAGAUAUCGGAGGAGUUGAUGAUGAUUCCGACCGGGAUCCAAUAAUUCAAAAUCCGGCACAACCACAACACCCUGGCAUCCAACAGCCGGGCAGCAACCAACUCCUGGCCACCGACUUUGGCGACAAUGUGACCCUGACCUGCGACGUGUUCCAAACCCUGAACACGCUCUGGGAACGCGUCGACGGAGCACCACUGCCCCGAAAUGCCUACACGAUUAGAAACAGGCUGGAGAUUGUGCGCGUGGAACAGCAAAAUCUGGGCGAGUACCGCUGCAAUGGAAUCGGUCGCGAUGGCAACGUUAAGGCCUAUUUAGUUAAAGAGCUGGUCCUUCUGCCCCUGCCCCGAAUCAGGUUCUACCCGAAUAUCCCGCUGACCGUGGAUGUGGGUCAGAACUUGGAUGUGCACUGUCAAGUGGAAAACGUGAAUCCGGAGGACGUCCAUUGGAGUACCGACAACAAUCGACCACUGCCCAGUUCGGUUCGCAUUGUGGGCAGCGUCCUGCGCUUCGUGUCCAUCACACAGGCGGCUGCCGGUGAAUACCGCUGCUCGGCCUUCAACCAAUAUGGAAACCGAUCGCAGAUCGCAAGAGUGGCGGUGAAGAAGCCCGCCGACUUCCAUCAGGUUCCUCAGUCCCAGUUGCAACGGCACCGCGAGGGCGAAAACAUCCAACUGCGAUGCAGUGUGACCGCUCAAUAUGGCGUAAAGGCUCAAGGCAAUGUUGAGUUCAACUGGUUCCGCGACGACAGAAGACCCCUGCCGAACAACGCCCGUACGGAUAGCCAGGUCCUGGUGCUGACCAAUUUGCGAUCCGAGGAUGCGGGUCGCUACAUCUGCAACUCGUACGACGUGGACCGUGGGCAGCAACUGCCCGAAGUAUCCAUCGACUUGCAAGUACUAAGAGCUCCCCAGUAUCCUUACAAUCGGUUCAAGGGCGGUGUCUCCCUGAAGGACACGCCCUGCAUGGUUCUGUAUAUUUGUGCAGACUUCAAGAGCAGCAAACUGUCGCCCGCGAAGCCCAUCACUUCCGGACCAGCCACCACUCGGGCUCCAGCCAUCUCGUACGUGUGCCAACCCAACGACUUCAAGUGCGUUUCGCAUCCGCACACUUGCGUCAGAGCCAACAUGGUGUGCGAUGGGAUUUACGACUGUACGGAUCACUCUGACGAGUUCAACUGCAUCGGCGGCAAGGGAGGCGGCAAAUCAGGAUCCGACUCGGGAUCGGGGAGCUUUAAGCGCUGGAAGAAGAGCCCAGAGCAAGGAAGGAGGAGCCCGGCGAAGGCCGUUAAGGAAUGGAAGCUGAGGAAGCGCAGCUUCGCGGCUACCCCGCCACCCAACAGCCCCAUCUACCUGCCGCCGCAAUUGCCAGCAAAGAGCCGCGACUACAGCCUCAAACUGGACGAGCAGUCCUCGAACCUGCGAGCGGGUGAAUCCACCGACGUCGAGUGCUACUCCUCCGAUGACACCUACACAGACGUGGUCUGGGAACGCUCUGACGGGGCUCCACUCAGCAAUAAUGUCAGGCAAGUGGGAAAUCAUCUGGUGAUCAGUAAUGUGGCGCCAAGCGAUGCCGGUAACUACGUGUGCAAGUGCAAGACGGACGAAGGGGAUCUGUACACCACCAGCUACAAACUGGAGGUCGAGGAUCAGCCGCAUGAACUCAAGAGCUCCAAGAUAGUUUACGCCAAGGUGGGCGCCAAUGCCGAUUUGCACUGCGGGGCCGAUGAAAGUCGACAGCCCACCUACCGCUGGUCUCGCCAAUACGGGCAACUUCAGGCUGGACGCAGUCUAAUGAACGAGAAACUGUCCCUGGACAGUGUGCAGGCAAACGAUGCCGGUACGUAUAUUUGCACCGCUCAAUACGCCGAUGGUGAGACUGCGGACUUCCCCAAUAUCCUGGUUGUGACUGGGGCCAUUCCCCAGUUCCGGCAGGAACCUCGCAGCUACAUGAGCUUCCCCACGCUGCCAAACUCUUCGUUUAAGUUCAACUUCGAGCUGACCUUCCGACCGGAAAACGGCGACGGUCUUCUACUGUUCAACGGACAAACCCGCGGCAGUGGCGACUACAUCGCACUUUCGCUCAAGGAUCGCUAUGCGGAGUUCCGCUUUGAUUUUGGUGGUAAGCCAAUGCUGGUGCGAGCUGAGGAACCACUGGCGCUGAAUGAGUGGCACACGGUUCGUGUGAGUCGCUUCAAGAGGGAUGGAUACAUCCAGGUGGACGAACAACAUCCGGUGGCCUUCCCCACCCUGCAGCAGAUACCCCAACUGGAUCUGAUCGAAGAUCUGUAUAUCGGCGGAGUGCCCAACUGGGAGCUCCUGCCCGCCGAUGCUGUUAGCCAGCAAGUUGGCUUCGUGGGCUGCAUCAGUCGCUUAACCCUGCAAGGACGCACCGUGGAACUGAUCCGUGAGGCGAAGUACAAAGAGGGCAUCACGGACUGCCGGCCAUGUGCGCAGGGACCUUGCCAAAAUAAGGGAGUCUGCUUGGAGAGCCAGACCGAGCAGGCCUACACCUGCAUUUGCCAGCCGGGUUGGACUGGAAGGGAUUGUGCCAUUGAGGGCACCCAGUGUACGCCCGGAGUCUGUGGCGCCGGACGUUGCGAGAAUACGGAGAACGACAUGGAGUGCCUGUGCCCACUGAACCGAUCCGGAGAUCGAUGCCAAUAUAAUGAGAUCUUAAAUGAGCACAGUCUCAACUUUAAGAGCAACAGCUUUGCGGCCUAUGGAACUCCUAAAGUCACCAAGGUCAACAUAACGCUCUCCGUACGUCCGGCAAGUUUGGAGGACUCCGUGAUUUUGUAUACUGCAGAAUCGACUUUGCCCAGCGGCGAUUACCUGGCACUGGUACUGCGUGGUGGUCACGCGGAGCUCUUAAUAAAUACGGCGGCUCGAUUGGAUCCCGUGGUAGUGCGAUCUGCUGAGCCACUGCCUCUGAACCGCUGGACAAGAAUUGAGAUCAGACGUCGCCUGGGCGAAGGAAUCCUACGGGUGGGCGAUGGACCAGAGCGAAAGGCCAAGGCCCCAGGCUCGGAUCGAAUUUUGUCCCUUAAAACGCACCUCUAUGUGGGCGGCUACGAUCGCUCCACGGUCAAGGUCAAUCGGGACGUGAACAUCACUAAGGGCUUCGAUGGCUGCAUCUCCAGGCUAUACAACUUCCAAAAACCUGUCAAUCUCCUAGCGGACAUCAAGGAUGCGGCAAAUAUUCAGAGUUGUGGGGAGACUAAUAUGAUCGGAGGCGACGAGGAUAGCGACAAUGAGCCACCAGUUCCGCCUCCAACUCCAGAUGUUCACGAGAACGAACUUCAACCAUAUGCGAUGGCACCGUGCGCCAGCGAUCCAUGUGAAAACGGGGGAAGCUGCAGUGAGCAGGAGGACGUGGCCGUAUGCUCCUGUCCUUUCGGAUUCAGUGGCAAGCACUGUCAGGAACACCUCCAACUGGGCUUCAAUGCCUCGUUCCGAGGCGAUGGGUACGUUGAGCUGAAUCGAAGCCACUUCCAACCUGCUUUGGAGCAAUCCUACACUUCUAUGGGCAUCGUCUUCACCACCAACAAGCCGAACGGUCUGCUGUUCUGGUGGGGCCAAGAGGCCGGAGAGGAGUACACCGGACAGGACUUCAUAGCUGCCGCAGUGGUGGAUGGCUAUGUGGAGUACUCCAUGAGGCUCGAUGGCGAGGAGGCGGUGAUCCGGAACAGCGAUAUCCGCGUAGACAAUGGGGAGCGGCACAUUGUGAUCGCUAAGCGGGACGAAAACACCGCCAUUCUAGAGGUCGAUCGCAUGCUGCAUUCGGGCGAAACCCGACCCACCAGCAAAAAGUCGAUGAAGCUGCCGGGCAAUGUUUUUGUCGGUGGCGCUCCUGACCUCGAGGUGUUUACGGGUUCCCGAUACAAGCACAAUUUGAACGGCUGCAUUGUGGUCGUCGAGGGCGAAACUGUGGGCCAAAUUAAUCUUAGUUCUGCUGCCGUUAACGGAGUGAAUGCCAACGUCUGUCCCGCUAACGACGAUCCACUGGGAGGAACCGAACCGCCAGUCGUCUGAGGACACAACCAACAACCGAAACUAGCUUUUUAAUUAAACAUUAACAAAUGAAACAAAACGAACAACAAUUUUUAUAUAUACAACAUAUGCAUAAGCCCAAGGAAAUCCACAAAAAUUGAAUAUUAUAUCACUUACACAUAAUAUAAAAAACAAAAACAAAAGAGAAACGAUCACUUCAACUACAAUUGCUUCUUCGAUCCUUAAGUCUAAGUUAAAGAUUGUAGCAAGGAAAAACGCGAAAAUAUCACAAACAUUUAUUUAACAAAAACGCCAUGCAAGAAGUGAAACGAAACAGAUACAAUAAUGCAACUAAUGCAAAUAAUACAGAAAAUACAGUUAAAGCCUAGAACCCUAAGAACUUACUAACUAACUCGAGCAACAACAACGCAUACUAGCCAACUGCAACCACAAAAUCCACAAUAGUGAAGGCAUUUUAAUUAUAAUUUUAGUCUCUAGCUUAUACCUAUGACUACGACUCUUUUUUUGCCAGCCCAGUGUAAAAAAGUUGGAGAUCGCAAAUUGGCCCUACACACACACAAGACCACGUUAUUGAUUAAAAAAAAAAAAACAAUUGAUAAUAUACCUACAUAUAAUGAUAAAUGAAUUACUAAGAAUGCAACUAUUGUGAACGAGCGAUUAAAAAGUGGAGUGGAUAAAAGCAAAUGCAGAAGAUAUAUUAAAAUGAAAUCAACAACA